GCUUCUAGAACAGUCCCUGAACAGAGUAGGCCCUCAAUACACAUGUAGGAAUGCAUGAGUAGGAGGAAAUCUGUCUCCAUUCAUGUUUCUUCUGAAGAUAAGAAGACAGUGCUUCCCCCUGAAGAAGAAAACCUUGUUCCUUCUCUGUAAACCCUCUUGGGAACCCGGAGGCUUUCAGGCUUUGGAAAGCAAAGACACGGGGAGGAAGUUCCCUUCAGGCAAAGGCAACUUCUGCUUUUCAUCCUGCUCUGAACCUCCACUGAAGGGAAGCUGGCUGUCCUCGGGAGCGUGGGGUCUGAAGACAGGACAGAGACAAUUCCAGAAGGAAUGGCCCGGACCAGUCUCUGGCGGACUGGGCACGCCGCCCUCCCUGUGUGUGUCCUCACGGGGGUUCCUGCCGGCUCCCAGUGCAGUGGGCGGGGAGCCGUACACACACACACACGCACACACACACCCCGGCGCUGGCGUCAGCUCAACCCUCGGCCGGCCUCAUUCCUGGUGCCGGACUCCUGUUCCAACAGCGCCCGGCCUGGGGCAAACGCAGGGCGGGGAGUCUGCAUGUGAGCGAGAGCCCUGUUCCUUCUUAAGCGCCCGCCAGUCAAGCCCGGGCCAGACGGCCAGCCAGCGGGUGCCCCACACACCGCCACCUGUCCUGCAGCCCCGCCGGCCGCCACCACCGCCGCCACCAGAGCCGGCCGCCGCCCGCCCUCCAUGGCCGACCAGCUGAGCGAGGAACAGGUGGCCGAGUUCAAGGAGGCCUUCUGCCUGUUUGACAAGGACGGGGACGGUGUCAUCACCACCCAGGAGCUGGGCACCGUCAUGCGCUCCCUGGGCCAGAACCCCACGGAGGCCGAGCUGCGGGACAUGGUGGGCGAGAUCGACCGCGACGGCAACGGCUCCGUGGACUUCCCCGAGUUCCUGGGCAUGAUGGCCAGGCAGCUGAGGGGCAGGGACAGCGAGGAGCAGAUCCGAGAGGCCUUCCGCGUCUUUGACAAGGACGGCAACGGCCUGGUGAGUGCGGCCGAGCUGCGGCACGUGAUGACCAGGCUAGGGGAGAAGCUGAGUGACAAGGAGGUGGACGAGAUGAUCCGGGUCGCCGACGUGGACGGGGACGGGCAAGUGAACUAUGAGGAGUUCGUCCACAUGCUGGUGUCCAAGUGAGGGGCCGGGCCUGGCGCUGUGGGAACCUGGGGCCGGCCUUGCUCCCUGCGUCCCUCGGGCCGCUUCUCCGUUCCAGGUGACUCUGCCCACCUUUGUGCGCCUCCCUUUGUCCCCUUUUCCCUCUUCCCAGCCAGGUGACACGGGCCACCCCCAGCCCAGCAAACGCCAGGUGCUUCUGCCUAUCAGUAGCAGCAGUGACAUUGCUCUGCAUGGACAGUGGGCAGAGGACCAGCGAGUCCCACUGGCCACUGGGGAGGGUGACAUCAUAGAGCCCUUGGCCGGACCCCUGGAAGGCGCUCAGCACUGGGGCGGGGCCGCGGGAGCCCCCAGCGCCAGGGAGCGGUUCCGGAGCCUCCCUGGCUCCAUCUGCCACUCACUGGGGCGGGUGGGAGGGAACCGGCCUAGGUGAGGGGCUGCUGGAGAUGUUGACACUUGCGAUCGGGCUUCCCCGAGAAACGUCACCCCCUUUCCACGGGGCGCUCUCUUGUCUGUGAUUCGUCCUUUGCAGCUGGGAGUAAAACUGGGGUUAGUUGUAACACGUGUGUGUUCAGCUUCACGGAGGGAAAUCUGAGCGGGAGGGAGAAGGAAGCACAGGGGAAUAAUAAAAUGCUUG
Molecule: messenger RNA, 1774 nt
Organism: Mirounga angustirostris (Northern elephant seal)
Lineage: Eukaryota; Metazoa; Chordata; Mammalia; Carnivora; Phocidae
Product: calmodulin-like protein 3
Exons: 1
Coding region: 712-1161 (149 amino acids)
Molecular function (GO): calcium ion binding; enzyme regulator activity
Source: RefSeq, a predicted model, not a curated record